AUGCAUCGUCUUUUUGCUGAGCUGGAGCCAUCUUUAACCGUCACAGAGCAAAACCUGGCAGACCGAGUUCGGUAUAUCUUGCGCUCAAAUAUAUUUGAUGUCGCCGAACUCGAACGGCUACGACGUGAGGCUGUUCCCUCGUCGGAUGAGAAAGCUACGGCUGAGGAUGCGGCGCCACAAAUGGUAGAGCAACCCGUAAACGUGGAUGCCGCCGUGAAUACCCCAGUUGUGGUUGAUUCAAACGAUGAUGGAACAGUCGCCCAGGAACUGGAAUUAGAGCAUAUGAGGAGUACAUUGGAAGAGGCGAUUGUGGAAACGCGCAGUACGCCUCUCGAAAAUCGACCGCGACUUCCCCCGCAUAGCCCUAAGCAAGCGGAAUCGGGCUGUCGUGAGGACUCUGAACCCAAUGCUGGUGACCUAUUUGAAGCCAGCCGGGACCUUUGCGAGACGGACUCAAUCUUUUUGGCGCCGCGCUGGCAGUCUGCCGUAUCAUAG
This is a messenger RNA of Parnassius apollo (apollo), 495 nucleotides long. Lineage: Eukaryota; Metazoa; Arthropoda; Insecta; Lepidoptera; Papilionidae. The record is from the annotation of a GenBank genome assembly.